Molecule: messenger RNA, 3433 nt
Organism: Eimeria acervulina
Lineage: Eukaryota; Apicomplexa; Conoidasida; Eucoccidiorida; Eimeriidae
Product: subtilase family serine protease, putative
Exons: 4
Biological process (GO): protein processing
Cellular component (GO): membrane
Molecular function (GO): serine-type endopeptidase activity
Source: RefSeq, a predicted model, not a curated record
AUGCGGCAGUUGAGGGGGCGGCAGCAGCGACUGCUGCUGCUGCUGCUGGGGGUAGCAGCAACAUUCCUGCUCCGAGAACCCAGCAGCAGCAGCAGCAGCAGCAACAGCAGCAGCAGCAGCAGCAGCGGGUCAGUUGCUGCAGCUGCUCCACACAUUCUUCUGGCGGCUGCCGCAGACAGCUUUAGGGGCGGCAAUCCCUCCAGCAGCAGCAGCAUUGACAGCAGCAGCAACAGCGACAGCAGCAGCGAAAGCAGCAGCGACAGCAGCAGCAACAACAACCGCAGCAGCAGCUGCGAAGACAGCAGCAGCAGCAGCGGUAGCAACGGAAAAAGCAACUGCGGCAAUACUGUAGAGGGCGAAGCCCAAACAGAAACCCCUGCAACAGUAGCAGCAGCAGAAUCAGCAGCACCAGCAGCAGCAGCAGCUCCAGCAGCAGCAGCAGGGUCAGCUGAGUCUGCAGCAACAGAAGCAGCAGCAGCAGCAGCAGAGGCAUCAGGCGAUCUAAUCGCUGCAAAAUCAAGUCAGUCGCAGGCAGAGCUCAAGCCAGCAGAAGAAUAUUUACUUCCUGCUGCAGCACAAGAUGUGGAAUCUCUAGCAGCAGCAGCAACUGCAGCAGAUGCAGCAGCAACUGCAGCAGAUGCAGCAGAUGCAGCAGAAACUGCAGCAGAUGCAGCAGAAACUGCAGCAGAUGCAGCAGCAACUGGAGAAGAGGCAGCAGAUGCAGCAGCAACUGAAGAAGAGGCAGCAGAUGAAGCAGCAACUGCAGCAGAUGCAGAAGCAACUGCAGCAGAUGCAGCAGCGACUGCAGCAGAUGAAACAGCAAAUGUAGAGGCAGGUGUAACAACAGGUACCGCACAAGAGGCAGCAACUGCUGCAGGAGGUGCAGCAGCAGGUACAGCAGCAGGUGCACAAGAAGGUGCAGGAGAAGUUGCAGCAGGUGCAGCAGCAGGUGCAGCAGCAGGUACAACAGAGGGUGCAGCAGCAGGUGCAGCAGCAGGUACAACAGAGGGUGCAGCAGCAGGUAAAACAGAGGGUGCAGCAGCAGGUGCAGCAGAAGGUGCAACAGCAGGUACAGCAGCAGGUGCAGCAGAAGAUAGAGAAACAGGUGCAGCAGAAGAUAGAGAAACAGGUGCAGCAGCAACUGCAGCAGCAGGUACAGAAACAGGUGCAGCAGCAGGUGCAGCAGAAGAUAGAGAAACAGGUGCAGCAGCAACUGCAGCAGCAGGUACACCAUCAGGAACAGCACGGGAAUCCUCAGCAUCCGAAUCAGGAGGAGCAGCAGGAUCAGCAGCAGCAGGAUCAGCAGCAGCAGCAGCAGCAGCAGCAGAGUCGGAUGACCCUGUGCCGUGUCUGCUGCGGCCUCCAUACAGUGAAAGUCGCGGGGGUUACUUAAAGUUUCCUCAGUCUUUUUUAGACAGAAAGAGAGACGCAAAUUUAAGCGAAGAUGAAUUAGAACAGCAAAUUAAUAAACUUUUCGCCUUAGACCCACAACAAGUAGAUAAACAAAGCGCUGCUAUUGCUAGGUCUGUAGACGCUUCGCGUACAUCUGGGCAUCAGAAUGGGCGCAUAAUAAUUGGGGUUGCAGAUUUACAGUCGGGUGAUAAAGAGUUUGAUAUGCUGCUGCAGCGGCGUCAAGAGAGCAGCAGCAGAAGCAGCAGCAGCAGCAGCAGGAGCGCAAGCAGGGAAGGACGCCCAUUAAGUACGAGAGCGGAGGCAGAGGCAGCAGGUAGAGCAGCAAUUCAUGCAGAGGAGCUGCAGCAGCAGCAAGUUGUCGGUGAAGUUAAGGUGCUGCCGGAGGUCGGCUUAGUUGUUGUGGACUUCCUACCCAAUUCUACAGAAGCAGAGAUAAGAGAGGCAGUCAAACACAUUUGGCUGCGUUCGCCUGCUGCCUGGCUUAUAGAGGCUGAUUCUGAGGUUAAAAUUAGAGAUACAACACCCUUCAUGCCUGCUGCUGCAAGAGCCGCUCCUCCUGCUGCUGCUGCUGCUAAACCCGCAGCUGCAGCACCAAAACCAACAGCAGCAGCUGCAGCUGCAGCUGCAGCAGCAACUGAACGUGAAAUGCCCUUCCGUGUCGAAUCGCAAAACAAACGUAUACUCAUGGAUACAGAAAAUAAUGUAUAUACGGUCCCCAGCAGCAGCAGCAGCAGCAGCAGCAACAGCAGCAGCAGCAGCAGCACUAAGGCCAGACAGCAGCAGCAGCAGCAGCAGCGACUCGAGAAAAGUGCAGCGAGAAAACAGAAGCAGCAGGAGAUAAAAGCCCUGCAAACUGACGCCAAAGCAGCAACAAAAAAGGAGAGGAGUAGCGGCAGCAAACUGCAGCAGCAGCAGCAGCAGCAAAGACAAACGAAAAGCAAACCCAUGAAGGAGCCCCGAGAGACGCCGCAGCAAAAACAUCACAAGCUGAAGGCGCAGCAGCAGCAGGAGAAGCCUCCUCAGGAGAAGCAGCAGCAGCAGCAGCAGCGUAUGCGUUCUCAAAAGCAGCAGAAAGCAACUAAGCUCAAGGCACAGCAGCGUGAUGAGAGCAGCAGCAGCAGCAGCAGCAGCAGCAGCAGCAGCAGCAGAGGGUCCGCUUCUUCAGCUUCUCUUUCUCGCUCUGCUUCUCUCAGCCCUGAGCCUCUUAGUGAAGGAUAUCUGCAGCAAAUGCAGAUCCCACCUGCUGUAGCAGCAACUCCGCAGCAGCUGCAGUUCGGCGCCAACGUGCGGCGCCUUCAGCCAGCAGCAGCAACAGCAGCAGCAGCACCGCCAGCAGCAGCAUCAGCACCGCCCGCAGCAGCAUCAGCACCGCCAGCAGCAGCAGCAGCACCGCCAGCAGCAGCAGCAGCACCGCCAGCAGCAGCAUGGGAUGUAAACGACCGGCCAGAUGAAAUGGAUGCGUUUGAUGAAGAGGAAGAGAUGGAGCAGCGAGAAGAGUUUCUUGCUGCUGAAGAUAAGAAGCCAAAUGAUGUUUACUUCUCGCGACAGUGGGGGCUGACGCACAGCACGCUGGGCUGUAAUAUUCAAGAGGCAUGGCGUCGGGUGUACAGACGAAGGCAGCAGCAGCGGGAAGCAGCCCUAAGAGCAGCAACAGCAGCAACAGCAGCAGCAGCUGCUUUCCGCGAGGGUGAUGGAGCCGAUGCAGCAGCAGCAGCAUCAGCAGCAGCAUCAGCAGCAGCAGCAGCAGCAGCAGCAGCAAGAUAUAGUGCUGAACCUAUUAUUGUUGCUGUUAUUGAUACCGGCGUAGAUUAUACGCAUGAAGACUUGCAAGGAAGGCUCUGGAAAAAUUAUGCGGAGAUUCCCAACAACGGAAUCGAUGAUGACGGCAAUGGUUACGUCGACGACUACGACGGCUUCGACUUCGAGGCGAACUCUGCUGAACCGAUGGACCACCACGGCCACGGCACCCACGUCGCCGGAAUCCUCGCAGCUUCUGCUAAUAACGGAGUUGGAAUUGCAG